UUUUUUUUUUUAAUUUUAUAAUAUGUCAGUAGCUGAACAACAACAAGUCAAUGAAAUCGUUGAUGUAGAAGCCAAACAACAACAAGUGGCUGUCCCUAUUACUGCUGCUCCUACUAUCGCUAAUCCUGGUCCUUUGGGUCUAAGCUCUUUUGCCCUGACUACUUUUGUUCUUUCUCUUCACAAUGCUGGUGCUGGUCUUUCUGCAUCAGGUCCAAGCAAUGUUGUAGUAUCUCUUGCCAUGGGGUACGGAGGUUUAGUUCAAUUACUUGCCGGUAUGUGGGAAUUUCGUACUGGUAAUACUUUUGGUGCCACUGCCUUCUCUAGUUAUGGUGGAUUCUGGUUAUCUUAUGGUAUGAUCUUUAUUCCUGGUUUUGGUGUGAUUGAUGGUUAUAAAGGUGACACUGUCACCAUGGAUCAAUCUAUUGGUAUUUAUUUAUUAUCUUGGGCCAUCAUGACUGCUAUCCUAUUGAUUUCUUGCCAUCGAUCUUCUGUUGGUAUGGUUGCCAUGUUCUUCUUUUUGUUCAUCACCUUUGUUCUCUUGGCUGCUGGAAAAUUCAACAAUAGUUUGAGUUCGCAAGUGGCUGGUGGUGCUUUUGGUGUGGUUACAGCUGUCAUCGCUUGGUAUAAUGCUCUUAGUGGUUUACUCACCAAACAAUCCUCUUACUUCCAAUUACCCAUGGGUCGUUUGAACUAAAUGUCAAUUUUCUCUUUUGUUUACUGAUCAAGCAUCCAUAUACCAUCUCCCUUGUCUCUACUCCUUUACGUUAUAUUAUAUACUCCAUUAGUAUUCGUAGUAUCAUUUAUUUAUAAUUAGUUUAAUUAUUAUUAUUCUUUUAAUCUCUCUUUAUUUAUCUAUAGUGGAUGCCACUUUUUAUUCUAUUUUUUACUAUCUGAAAAC
This is a messenger RNA of Halteromyces radiatus, 898 nucleotides long. Its product is annotated as GPR1/FUN34/yaaH family-domain-containing protein. Gene Ontology annotation, molecular function: acetate transmembrane transporter activity. Lineage: Eukaryota; Fungi; Mucoromycota; Mucoromycetes; Mucorales; Cunninghamellaceae. The coding region runs from base 23 to 694 and encodes 223 amino acids. The transcript has a single exon. The record is from RefSeq and is a predicted model, not a curated record. Gene Ontology annotation, cellular component: plasma membrane.